This is a messenger RNA of Rosa rugosa (rugosa rose), 1471 nucleotides long. Its product is annotated as peroxisomal (S)-2-hydroxyacid oxidase GLO4-like. The transcript has 12 exons. The record is from RefSeq and is a predicted model, not a curated record. Bases 145 to 1242 code for a protein of 365 amino acids. Gene Ontology annotation, molecular function: oxidoreductase activity; FMN binding. Lineage: Eukaryota; Viridiplantae; Streptophyta; Magnoliopsida; Rosales; Rosaceae.
CUCUGAAGAACAAAAGAAUUGGGUUUUCUAAAUCUUCUGUCAUAGCUAUCUUGUAGCUUGUUUUUGGUUUGAUAUGAGCUUAUUUGGUAACCAUGUGAGCAUGAACGCUCUUAUAUUCCACUUCUUAUGGUUUCAGGGAUAUAAAUGGCAUCUGAACCUGUAAAUGUCAAUGAAUUCCAAGAAUUGGCUAAGCAAGUCCUUCCAAAAAUGUACUAUGAUUUCUAUACUGGGGGAGCUGAGGACCAGUUCACGCUAAAAGAGAAUGUUGAAGCAUUUCGCAGAAUCAUAUUAAGGCCUAGAGUUCUGGUAGAUGUUAGCAGGAUCGAUAUGUCAACCACUGUAUUGGGUUACAAAAUCUCAGCACCGAUAAUGAUUGCUCCUACUUCUAUGCAUCAGUUAGCACACCCUGAAGGAGAGGUGGCUACUGCUAGAGCUGCAGCUGCAUCCAACACUAUAAUGAUUUUGUCCUACUCUUCUACCUGCACUGUGGAGGAGGUUGCUUCGAGCUGCAAUGCUGUUCGGUUCUUUCAAUUAUAUGUUUUCAAGAGACGAGAUAUAUCGGCUCAGAUAGUUCAAAGAGCUGAAAAAAAUGGAUACAAGGCUAUUGUACUAACUGUCGAUGCUCCCAGGCUUGGUAGAAGAGAGGCAGACAUAAAGAACAAAAUGAUUUCACCUCAUUUGAAAAACUUCGAAGGCCUAAUAUCAACUGAACUAGACUCUGAUGAAGGAUCCAACUUGGAAGCUUUUGUCAGAGCGGUCUAUGAUGAUUCUAUGUGCUGGGAGGACGUAAUAGGAUGGUUAAAAUCUAUUACAAACUUGCCAAUUCUAGUCAAGGGUAUACUCACUCAUGAAGAUGCAAGAAAGGCUGUGAAAGUUGGUGUUGCCGGGAUUGUUGUCUCUAAUCAUGGAGCACGACAACUUGACUACACUCCGGCCACCAUUUCUGUCCUGGAAGAGGUGGUUCAAGCUGUUGGAGGGAAAGUUCCUGUUCUUUUUGAUGGAGGAAUACGACGAGGAACUGAUGUCUUCAAGGCAUUAGCCCUCGGUGCACAAGCCGUCCUUGUUGGAAGGCCUGUUAUCUAUGGCCUUGCAGCAAAUGGAGAAAAUGGGGUGAGAAAGGUCAUGAAGAUGUUGAAGGAUGAGUUAGAGCUCACUAUGGCUCUCUCUGGCUGUCCUAGUGUUAAGGAUAUUACCAGGAGCCACGUGAGAACAGAAUGUGAAAGACUCCGCUCCCAGCUUUAACUCCUUCAAGCAUCAAAAUAAGAACUGGAGUCAUUAUCCAAUUUGGGAAAUCUGCAAAUUAAUGUUUAUCCAAAGUAGACCUGAAAGCUCCCGACAUUAAUUUACUUGUUAAACAAAUUUUAUAGAGAAAAAUUCAGUUACCGUCCCCAAACUAUGCUGCCAAGGCCAAUUUGAUACCCAAACUCUCAAAAGUAUCAAUGUGAUACCCAAACACGUAUUUUGACAUCAA